AUGCCUCCCGGUCGCCCACCGAAGCGCAGCCGCCCCUCCCACCCACAGAGCGCCCCGUCGCCGGCUUCCAACCCAGAAGUCAGCUCAAAUGCACACGCAGCCACCCAUCACAGCAUCCAGGCCUCCUCGCCGUCCCACCCGCCUACCUCCUCUGUCUCUACCGACGACGGUGACGACGGCCACCCCUUGACCCCUUUUCUCAACACCACCUUUUCCACCCACCGACUGUCGCCCCUGCACGUCGGCCCCCAACCCCUUACACAAGACCGAAUACACACCCUGUCCCAUCGCCUUCGCGACUUCCUGGUUGGUGAUGUCGUGAGAGGUGUCGAGGUGGGACUAGAUCGUGCUGCCGAUGACGGCGCCAUGUCGAGGACCGGCGCCCUGGAGACCGUUGCCAUCGCCUGGGUCACGCUAGACGGCCUGAUCGGGCCCUGUCCUGGCAGGAACCAGCAGCAAGACGGACGGGAACGCGACCCCACGCUGGAUGGCGGGGACUCGGGUGAUGACCAAACUGGAGACGUGUCUGGCUCGAGCACGAGCACCGGCGCGUGGGCUUCGCCUGGCAAGACGAGGGGCCUACAGAUCUCGCUGCAGUAUGAGCAUGCCGAGUGUGCAGCGCUGCUACUGCCAUCCAUCCAGGACGCCGCGACCUCUGGAAAUGUGGCGGCAGACCACGCACCAUCGGCCCCUGACCCUCUACUCAACCUCGCCGUCGGCAGACCUGACGAGAAGGACCCUGCCUUCCUACACCUACCUCUCCUAUUACUGCGUAUGCCCGCACCUUUGAAAGCCGCCAUUAUCAGCUUCCUCAACCGCACCUUCGACUGUCGCGUCAGCUCCCUGAGCCUCGGCACUCAAAGUCUGGUGCGCGCUCUGGAGACGUGGACGGGCGAGCUUGGUCCCGAGACCAACCUCAACUCUGCCAGAGACGUGGUGCUCACGCUGGGAUUCCACCCUUCGACGGUGAUGCAGUGUCGGCGGCGGAGGCGGCAGCAGGAGCAACAUCAACAGCAAGACAUAGUCCAGAUCAAGCAGACGACUGGGUACGACGAUGCUCCAGAAGCAUCAGAGACCGCCUCGGGACUCAAGUCGAUCGACGUCAUCGUUCCCAGUGCCGACCUUCUGCGCUUUAUUACUGCAGGUAAGGCAUACGAGAUGGAAAAAUAUGCUCCCCCGGACCAGGCUCGAGACAAGCGCAGAAGGGCCGGCGCUGAGUGUAGAGACCCGUACAUCGAGGCGAAGCGCAGGAGAUUUGGAGGCGACAAGGACGAGGAGGGCUGGACCUGGAGGCGGUGGCCUGCUAUGUCGGAGCACUCUGGUAGCAGGUUCGAUUCUGGCCCGCCACAACCAUUCAUCGAGGCCUUGGCCCAGUACGUGCAGCAACAUCUCGCCCUUGACAUGUUCCACCCAGCAGUUCGGAUAUCCAAGAUCGCCUGCGGAGGCUUCGUGUUGUCCGAGGGGCGGGUCAAGAUUUUCGCCAUGCCUCCAAGCGUGGAUGGUAUUCCAGAUGCCAAGCAGAGGGCCACAUGGGGUGUCUUGGGUGGGCUCCUGGAGAAGGCCCGCGUGAAGCCACCAGACGAGAAGCCGCGUGGUGUGGUGGGAAGUCCGUCUGAUUGA
Messenger RNA from Diaporthe citri, 1620 nucleotides. RefSeq lists its product as uncharacterized. The record is from RefSeq and is a predicted model, not a curated record. Lineage: Eukaryota; Fungi; Ascomycota; Sordariomycetes; Diaporthales; Diaporthaceae. Bases 1 to 1620 code for a protein of 539 amino acids. The transcript has a single exon.